This is a messenger RNA of Lemur catta (Ring-tailed lemur), 3554 nucleotides long. It is a transcript of the gene FAM114A1, whose product is annotated as family with sequence similarity 114 member A1. The transcript has 14 exons. Lineage: Eukaryota; Metazoa; Chordata; Mammalia; Primates; Lemuridae. Bases 102 to 1790 code for a protein of 562 amino acids. The record is from RefSeq and is a predicted model, not a curated record.
CCCUCCCGCCCUCCGGCCGCGUCCCCGCCGGCCCUGCAGACGUGGCGGGGCGGGACCCGCGGGCGCUGCCGCGCGCACUCGGCCGCCGGAGCGAUAACAAAAUGUCUGAUGAUGCUGGUGACACCUUAGCCACUGGAGACAAAGCAGAAAUUACUGAGAUGCCCAAUAGUGAUUCUUUACCUGAAGAUGCAGACAUGCCCCGUGAUUCAGCCACAAUUUCAAAUGAGCCAAUGCCAGCUGACCCCAGAGAAGAAGUGCAUGAAAACACAGCUGUUCAGUGUGCAGAGACUGCUGCCACUGGGCACCCUGAGCAGCCCAGAGACACCAGUGCCACGGAGCCCCCUCCCAAUGGAGAAGUGACUGAGGAUACACUUGCUGAGUGCAUUGACUCCGUGAGCCUUGAGGCAGAACCCAGAUCCGAAAUACCCCUGAAAGAACAGAAUGAUCCGGCUGUGGACCCCCCCCCAGGUGGAGCAGGAUGGACAGGCUGGGGCUCCUGGGGCAAGUCUCUGCUCUCCUCGGCGUCGGCCACAGUAGGUCAUGGAUUGACAGCAGUCAAGGAAAAAGCAGGAGCCACCCUACGGAUUCAUAGUGUAAAUUCUGGAUCUUCUGAAGGGGCUCAAACUGAUACUGAAAACAGAGUCCCUGAAAUAACAGAUGUGACUGCAGAUCAGGGCCCUGCAGAAAGCCCACCCACUUCUCCUUCGUCAGGGUCUCAGGGCAUGCUGUCAGCCAUCACCAAUGUGGUUCAAAACACAGGAAAGAGCGUCCUGGCUGGAGGUCUCGAUGCUCUGGAGUUCAUCGGCAAGAAAACCAUGAAUGUCCUUGCGGAAAGUGACCCAGGCUUCAAGCGGACCAAGAUCCUCAUGGAGAGAACCGUUUCCUUGUCUCAGAUGCUGAGGGAAGCCAAGGAGAAGGAAAGGCAGAGGCGGGCGCAGCAGCUCCCGGCCCAGAGAGCUGCGCACUACGGGGUGCUGUUCGAUGAGUAUCAAGGUCUGUCCCACCUGGAAGCCCUGGAAAUUCUGUCCAGUGAAAGCGAGAGCAAGGUUCAGUCAUUUUUAGCAUCACUUGAUGGAGAGAAGCUGGAACUCAUAAAAAAUGACCUAAUUUCCAUUAAAGACAUCUUCGCAGCCAAAGAAUUAGAGAAUGAAGAGAAUCAAGAAGAAGGCUUGGAAGAAAAGGGAGAAGAAUUUGCCAGCGUGCUUACAGAGCUUCUCUUUGAAUUACAUGUCGCGGCCACACCUGACAAACUCAAUAAGGCCAUGAGAAAAGCUCGCGCCUGGGUGGAUGAGGCUCAAACCACGGUGUCAGUAGAUGUGGCGAAAGACCCAGAGGAGGAAACGAAGAAGGAAGAAAAAGAAGAGAAACUUGAAGGCCCUCAAGAAGACAAAAAGGAAGAAAAGAGAACUAAGACUGUAGAGGAAGUCUACAUAUUGUCCAUUGAGAGUCUGGCAGAAGUAACGGCUCGCUGUAUUGAGCAGCUUCAUAAAGUGGCAGAAUUGAUUCUUCAUGGGCAAGAAGAGCAAAAACCAGCUCAGGACCAAGCAAAAGUUCUGAUAAAAUUAACUACUGCAAUGUGCAGUGAAGUGGCCUCCUUAUCAAAGAAGUUUACGACUUCUUUAACCACUGUUGGGAGUGACAAGAAGGCCGAGGUCCUCAACCCCAUGAUCAAUAGUGUAUUGUUAGAGGGCUGCAAUAGCACCACGUACGUACUGGACGCCCUCGGGCUGCUGCUACCCGUUCUGCAGGCUUCGCACAUCCAGACCGGCUGUUUGAAAGCGCAGCCCUGACCCGCCAGACUCCACGGAGCCAAAGGAAACGGCAGGCCACCUUGCUCCCGUAUCUAAGCAGAUGUUUUCUAUACAGCUGGCCACAGACACCCAUUUGAGGACACUACAAGCAAUUUUGCACAGACAGUACUGAGAAUGCAAGUUUAAAGAGAGUUGUCUUUUCUCUUAAUGUAUAUGGUUGUUUUGACAAAUAAUUAUGUUUUCUUUAUAUUAAUUUAAACUUACAUGGCUUAUAUUGAAAAUUUCCUUUAGUCUGAAAUUCAUUCACAAAUAUUCAUGUCCACUUUGCUGGUCAAGCAUGCUAUAUUUAAAAAUUCAUGGGCAGACCCUAGGUUUUUUUAACCCAUUAAAUUUCUCCCUUUAAAUGUCCCAUUCUUAUAGUAUUACUUUAAAUCAAUUUUUAUAUUGAACUUUUGUUACAUAAGUGUCAUGGGAAAAAUAGCACUACUUAUAGAUUUUACCAAUUAUGGUAAAAGAGGAACGUAAGUAUCUCUUUAUAGUCAUUCAUUCUUACAAAAGCAUUUAUUGAGUACCUACUGUGAGCCUGCAAUAAAGGAGCAUGAUCUCACUCCAGUAGAGACAGAUAUCAGGGUUUACAAUGAUUCUUAAAAUGCUUAAAAAUCCUAGCAAAUUUUUGAAAACUUAAAAAAUUUUAACAACAGGUUAAAUUGGUUGUUUAAAAAAAUUGGUGGUUUACCUUUCAUUUGAUUAUAUUUUCCCAUACUCCCUGAACUAUUUUAUCCCAGACUUCAUAUUUGGGGUGAAAAUAUGUAUGAAAAGGGGUAUUGAAGAGUAUUUGGUUUACAGUUGACCUCUUCUGAUCAUACUCGAAGUCACAAAGCUUGGAAGUGUUUGUCCCGCGAAAGAGUCGUAUAUGCAAAGUGACCCCCCAAACGCUGGAGGAGCUGAGAGACCAAAGAAUAAGGCAGACAGAUCCAGUUUGUUGCCAUAGGAUGAUUUGUUAGGGGGACUUACAUACGGAAGCAUGGUCUCAGUGGCCACAAGGCAGGUGGAGCUCCGCACCGCCACCCCCAGUCCCGGGGCCUACUGUCCGGGAAGGAGCAUCCAGGCUCCGGACGGGCGUUGGGUGGCUGAGAGGACGCUGCGCGGGUGCCGGGGGACAGGCCAGACGCGCGGUGAACAGGUGUCCCUGUAUAACGAGUGGCACAUCAGCUAGACGUUUUGGAGGCAUUCCCAGAUUCGAGGUUAGCCAGGCGGAUUAGCAUUUAAAAAAAUAAAGUCAGUCUGUCCGCACAGUAGUCAGAUAGAAAAUUAAAGGGGUUUUAACACAGUAGAAUCCCGGGACUGCGUUUGAAAAUCUGCUACACUACACUUGCUGGUGGCAAAUACCGUUACUGCUGGUAAAGACAGAAACUACGACGUGUGCUCCGGCCGACAGGCCUGCUGGUCCGCCGGGCCGGCGGCGGGAGGGCGGUCCCUGGCGCGGCGGACAGGCCACCCCUGCGCGGCCGGCGACACCACGGCCUCGCCCCUGAGCCCUCAACAGGGCAGUGCAGCUUGUACCUCUGCAAGAGUGAAAAUCUCCUGUUCGUAUUUGCUUUUAUUCCCUGAUGGAAGAAACUGCCUUUGUUCCCUACAGGCAAUGUGGGGCAUUUUCAUGUCACCCUACAUUUACUGGCUUUGUCUGAGUCCUGUAUUUUAUUUGUGUAUCUCCUGAAACAGCCAUAGAAACAUAAGAACAAUUUAUUUACAAUCUAGCAAAUAAUUCUCUGAGGAAUCAAUUAAAGAUUUUUUCCGCCCUUU